AUGGCUUAUGAUAUCGAACCAUCAAUGACUUAUCGCGGCCAUACGGCAGCCGUAAAUUCGGUUGUCCUUGGAUCGGAACAGCGCAAAUGUUACUCUGCAAGCAUGGAUUCUACUAUUAGAGUAUGGAAUUUACCUCCUCCAAAACGUGAGAUUUAUGGUCCAGUUGAUCCCUCAUUAAACUUAACUUCUUACAUUGGCCAUACGGAUGCCAUAUGGGACUUAAGGUUGUUCCCCAUCAGCAGUCAGAAUACUCGAUUAUUAGCAUCAGCUUCGGCAGAUGGAACAGUCAAAAUUUGGAAUACCGAAGCGGAGGGAUCACCUCUGAAAUGUUCUUGGGGUUAUUAUGGAAGUAAUGGUGGAGAAAUAGUUAAUGGUAUAGGUCGCCCACCUGUUCCGACUUCUGUCGAUUUUGUUAAUAAUGACUUGAAGAAGAUAGCCGUGUCUUUUCAAAAUUCCAUCAUAAAACUUUUUGAUAUUGAGACGGGACAGGAAGUUUUGUCAUUCAAAAGCGACGAAACGUAUGACAAUACUCCAGCGACACAGAUUAAUCGCAUAGUUUCUCAUCCUACGAUUCCGCUGCUAUUUUCUGCACACGAAGACAAAUACAUACGGUUCUUCGACACCAACAGUGGUAUGAUUUUUACGUGGAUUAUUUGA
Molecule: messenger RNA, 657 nt
Organism: Acaulospora colombiana
Lineage: Eukaryota; Fungi; Glomeromycota; Glomeromycetes; Diversisporales; Acaulosporaceae
Source: the annotation of a GenBank genome assembly